ACGAUGAUCGGAUCAGAUCUUGCGUGGGCGCCAAUUACUGUUACUAUAAUAAACCACCGUGUUCUUCAAGGAGUGAUCCACAAAGUCACAAACAAUAAUUCAAAACCAAAUAAAUUAAUUAUUCAAUUUUUUCUUUUCUAAUUAGAAGUUUCAACUUUCAGCACUUAUGUUAAAUUCAGUUAGGAGUUAUUUAAAAGGGUCAACCACUUUCAAAACUAAACCAGGUGGCAUUUGCUGAUUUGUAGAGAAAACUAUAGACACUUGUAGUCAUCAAAACUACAGUCACAGUAGAACUGGCAUUUUUUCAACGGCGAAAACUUGCCCGUAUUAUUGACUUCAAUGUACACUUUAAUGUAAACAUACCAAACAAUUCAUUACUUGCUACUAUUUCCUUCUUUGUAAGAAAUCUGAGUUGAGUGCAAAGCGCUUCCUUGUGAACAUGGUUGCAGAACUUGUUGGAGGAGCUUUUCUCUCUUCUUUCCUCAAUGUUCUUUUUGACAGGUUGUCCGAUGAUAAGUUUGUCAAAUGGAUUCGAGGAAAGAAGCUUGACCAGAAUCUGCUAGAAAGGUUGGAGACAAUUCUGAACGUGGUUGAAGCUGUGCUGAAUGAUGCUGAGAAGAAACAGAUCACUGUCCAUGCUGUCAAGAGGUGGCUUCAAAAUCUUCAAGAUGCUGUUUAUGAUGCUGAUGACUUGUUGGAUGAAAUUACCACCAAAGCUGCCAUUCAAGAGGAUCCAGGUAACUUCCUGUCUCGUAUCUUCAAUUCACAAGAUAGGGAUAUGGUUGUUACUAGGAUUGAAGAAGUCAUUGCUAGACUAGAGGGUAUUGCAAAACACAAAGAUAUCCUUGGUCUGGAAAAUAUUGCAGCCAAGAAUAUGUCUGGGAGGAUUCCAUCAACCUCACUAGUUAAAAAAUCUGAUAUGUUUGUUGGGAGGGACAAAGAGAGGGAUGCUAUAGUGAAAUUGUUGUUAGAUGAUACUAACAAUGGUGAUUUGUCUGUGAUUCCCAUAGUAGGCAUGGGUGGGAUAGGCAAAACUACUCUGGCAAAAUUGGUUUAUAAUGAUGUCAAAGUGAAGCAAAAAUUUCAUGUUAAAGCAUGGGUUUGUGUUGGUGAGGAGGAAUUUGAUGUUCUUAAGAUGACAAAGACUGUGAUAAAAAAAACUGGUAGUUCUUGUCACUCAAGUGAUUUAGAUACAGUUCAAAAUCAUUUGAAGGAUGAGCUAGCAGGGAAAAAAUUCUUGGUUGUUAUAGAUGAUGUAUGGAGCAGUAAUCGUGAGGGUUGGGGAAGUUUUCUAACUCCUUUUGAAUGUGGAAGUGAGGGAGGUCAUAUCCUUGUAACAACCCGUCUUGAUCGAGUUGCUUCUAUGGUGAAAACUAAUCAUAAUCAACCUCUCAAUUUGAGUUUCUUGCAUGAGGAAGAUUGUUGGCUAGUGUUUGCAAAACAUGCAUUUUUUCCUACUGAAUCUAGAGACCGUUCAACUUUAGAAAUUGUUGGUAGAAAAAUUGUUGAAAAGUGUAAAGGGUUACCAUUGGCUGUUCAAACACUUGGGGGAUUAUUAAGAACAAAAGAUCAUGAAAGGGAUUGGAUUGAUGUUUUGAAUAGCAAAAUUUGGGAGUUUUCUGAAGAUGAGAGUAGCAUUCUUCCUGCCUUAAAAAUUAGUUAUCAUUACCUCCCUUCAUACUUAAAACGUUGCUUUGUUUAUUGUUCUUUAUUCCCAAAAGACUACGAAUUCGAAAGAGAUGAACUGGUGUUAUUAUGGAUGGCAGAAGGUCUUUUGCAGCAACCAAAGGGCGGCAGCACUUUACAAGAAGUUGGUUAUAAAUAUUUUAACGAUUUGGCUUCAAGAGCAUUUUUUCAACAUUCUAACUCUCUUGAAAAUUCAUUUGUGAUGCAUGAUCUCAUGCAUGAUUUAUCGAUAUUCUAUGGUGGGAAGUGCUUUUCUAGAACCAUUGAACUCAAAACUGCAUAUAUGCAUGAUGCUUGUUCUCGUCAUCUUUCAUAUGAUAGUAGCAUGAAUGCUUUGUUCUCAAAGAUAUUGGAAGAAUGUGAAAGCUUAAAAAAUGCAAGGACAUUGCUGAUAUUUGAUAAAUGGCAUGAUUCCUCAGAGAAAUUUGAUCCUUGUGGCUUACUUGCACAGUUGAAGCAUGUAAGAGUUUUGUCAUUUAAAUUCUUUCCACUUGAUACAUUGCCUGAUUCAAUAGGUGAGUUGAUCCAUUUGCGUUAUUUGGAUCUCUCUGGUGCACCUAUCGUGACAUUGCCCAAGUCAAUGACUAACUUGUACAAUUUACAAACAUUGAAGUUGAGUAAUUGUACAAGACUAGAAAAGCUUCCAAUCAACAUGCAGGGUCUUGUAAAUUUGCGUCAUUUGGAUGUCUCUUAUACGCCUAUUUUGGUAUUGCCCGAGUCAUUGAGCGAAUUGUACAAUUUACAUACACUGAAGUUGACCAGGUGUAAAGGACUAAAAAAGCUUCCAAGCAGGAUGCAAGAUCUUAUAAAUCUACGCCAUCUCCAUAUUGAAUAUACUAAUUUAGAAGAGAUGCCUAAAGGGAUGAGCAAAUUGAAAGACUUGCAGAUUUUAUGUCACUACAUUGUUGGAAAGCAUGAAGAGAAUGGGAUAGAGGAAUUGGGAGAACUUGUAAAUCUUCAACGGUCACUCAGUAUUGAGAAAUUAGAGAAUGUGGUUGAUAGCAGUGAAGCUUGGAAGGCAAGGAUGGUUGAUAAGAAAUACAUCAGUCAUUUAUGUUUGGAGUGGUCAUCAGGUGAAGAUAGUGAUAUUGUUGAUUCCCAAAUCGAAAAAGAUGUACUUGCCAAAUUAGAACCUCACAAAGACUUGAAGAGGCUAAGCUUAUGGGGUUACAGAGGUACCAUGUUUCCGGAUUGGGUAGGGCAGUCUUCGUACCACAACAUGACUAAGUUGGAGCUGUUGGGAUGCAGGAAUUGUUGGGUGCUUCCUUCACUUGGACAGUUACCCUCUCUAAUUAGAUUGGAGAUUUCACAUUGUGAGAAGCUGAAGAUGAUUGGUGGUGAAUUCUAUCAGGAGACACCCUUCCGAUCCCUUAAACAUCUCUCAUUUUUUUAUAUGCCUUGCUGGGAGGAAUGGGAGUCAUUUGAAUGUGACGAAGAUGAUGCACCAUUUCCUCAACUUGAGCAUCUUUCGAUAGUGAACUGUCCUAAGUUAAGAGGAGAUCUCCCCACUUUCCUUCCGUCUUUGAAAUUACUUUGCAUUGAAGAAUGCGAGGAGCUUGGUUGUUAUCUGCCAAGAGCUCCCAUGUUGCGCCAUUCACAAAUAUAUGGCGCAAAGGAAGCAAGAAUUCGGGAGCUACCACUUUCGAUGUUGCAAACUCUAUCCAUUGAUGGAGAGCAGCAAGUGGAGUAUGUGUUUGAUGCCAUGAUCCACACCCAACCAACCUCUCUCGCAGAGUUAAGAAUCUUAAACUGCUCAUCAGCCAUAUCAUUUCCAGGGGAUUCUCUGCCCCCUUCAUUGCAAGAGCUAUCAAUCAAGGAUUGCAAGAAUGUGGAAUUCCCAAUGCAACAGCAACAAUAUGAGUCACUAACGAGUCUUGAAAUAGACAACAGCUGUGAUUCACUUACAUCCUUCCCAUUGUCAGCGUUCCCAAAUCUCAGGUCCUUCAUAAUUGCAAGACGAGAAAAUUUGACAUCUCUAGGGGAGUUGUCACAGUCACAGUCCCUUCGAGAAUUACGGGUUGAAGAAUGUCCUAAGCUGGAGAACAUAAGGUUGCCUGCCUCUUUAAGUCGACUCUUCAUUAUUAAAUGUGGGUUGUUGGGUGAAGGCAUAGAGAGGAAGGAUCCCCACAUUUGGCCAUCCAUUUCCCACACCCCCCACAUUUUUGUUAAUGGGAGAUCGAUUCGCAAUGACUCAACAUCUUAAAACAGAAACUAUCUCCUCAUGAAUAGUUGUUUGAUAUUCUCUGGAGUUGAUAAUUGCUUUUUGGGCUGCCUGGACCACCUUCCUCUUGCUCUUUGCUUAUCCAUACUGCUUUUCGCUGGUCUUGCAUUGAGAAUUAUUUCUAGGGUACAUCAAACAUGUCAUCAGCUCCACCAUGGCUCUAUCUAUUCAGAAAUCUUUGGCGCUGCUCAGAGUUCCUGGAGCUCCAAGAUGGGCCGAUGGAUUAUGUUACUCAUCCUUAGGAUAUAAACGAAGUUGUAUACAAUUGGAAACGAGGGAAGCAGGCUCCUUUUAGAAAGCUGUUAAGUCCAUUUAGGUAAAGAUAGGAGGGUUAGUUAGCAGUAGUAGUUGUUAGGUUAGUUACUAUAAUAAUGGAAUUGGGAAUGUAAUUGAUGGGAAUAAGGGUAGUGGCCUGAGUAGUUAGUAUAAGAAAGCAUGCUGAGUGUAAAGCAAAUUUUGAUGUUGAAUAAAGAGACUGGAGAAUACCACCUCUCUUUCCUCUU
Molecule: messenger RNA, 4410 nt
Organism: Arachis ipaensis
Lineage: Eukaryota; Viridiplantae; Streptophyta; Magnoliopsida; Fabales; Fabaceae
Product: putative disease resistance RPP13-like protein 1
Molecular function (GO): ADP binding
Source: RefSeq, a predicted model, not a curated record